Molecule: messenger RNA, 1299 nt
Organism: Volvox carteri f. nagariensis
Lineage: Eukaryota; Viridiplantae; Chlorophyta; Chlorophyceae; Chlamydomonadales; Volvocaceae
Exons: 7
Coding region: 1-1299 (432 amino acids)
Biological process (GO): endoplasmic reticulum to cytosol auxin transport
Cellular component (GO): membrane
Source: RefSeq, a predicted model, not a curated record
AUGCAGCUCGUUUCAGCUGCUGCAGCACCCGUCGCCAAAGUGGCUCUUUUUUGCGUCGUGGGCGCCUGGGCGGCCAACCGGGGCGUGCUGACCCCCGAGGGCCGCCGAGUGCUCAGCUCCCUCUCCCUCAACAUCCUGACCCCCUGCCUGCUGUUCAGCAAGCUGGCGGUGGGGGUGGGGCUGGGGGAGGUGGCGCAGAUGUGGGUGCUGUCCGCCAACAUGCUGGUCAGUCACGGAGUGGGGCUACUGUUGGGCCUCUUAGCCGUACGACUGGCGCAGGUGCCGUACAGGCUCCGCAACCAAGUGGUAUUGUCGUGCGGUGUUGGUAACGUCGGCAAUCUGCCGUUUGUGAUGUUGGCGAGUUUGGCGGCGGACCCCGCGCUGCCUUUCUCGGCGGUGAUGGGGCCGGAGAUGGCGACGGCGAUGGCGAUGAGAUACGUGGCGCUGAGCAACCUGUCGGCGGCGCUCAUUCAGUUUCCGCUGACGUACAUUUUCCUUCAGAAGCGACAAGUCGAGCUGACGUCACCGUCCGCGUCGCCAACAAAGUCAGCGUCAUCGACGCCGACGACCUCACCGUCGCCGCCGCUGCCGACGAACACUCCAGGUCUGAGCAGCAGCGGGGACAGCGGCGGCGGUAUCCUCACGUCGACGGCGACGGAGGACAGCCCUCAGGGAUCAGGUCCUGUCGCCGCCGCUCCCGGUGCGACCUCGAUCUCCGCUGCGGCCACAUGCCGUACUGCGAAUCCGACUCCCGCCAAUUCUUGUGCUGUGGCGGCGGCAUCGGCGACGGCGACACCGGCCGCUGGUGGUUGGCAGUCUCUGGUAGCUGGUGUAUUCACUCCGCCCACGCUGUCCAGUGUGGCGGCUGUGGCGGUGGCGAGUGUGGGGUGGCUGCGAGACGCGUUGUUUGGUACGGGCGGCAGUUUGCGGCUGCUGGGGGAGGUCGUGGAUGCGCUUGGAGCCGCUUGCAUCCCCUUGUUGCUGCUGGUGCUGGGAGCCAACCUCAGCAGGGGUCCGGGUGUAGCGGCGGGGCGGCUGCCGGCGGGCGGUGUCGUGGCGGCUGUAGCCACGAGGCUGCUGCUGCUGCCGGCUGUGUGCGGGGCGGCGCUGCUCAUCGCUUGGCGCGGAGGUAUGCUCCCCGGGAUCGACCCGUUGGCAAUGCUCGUCAUGCUCGUCAUGCACGCCACACCCACAGCCGUAUUAGUCCAUAGCAUGGCGACCAUCUUUGGUAAUGCGGAGGACGAGAUGAGGAAGUCGUGCCGACGCGGCCUAGUGAGCGUAGAGGAAAACGCAACUUAA